Molecule: messenger RNA, 2205 nt
Organism: Nematostella vectensis (starlet sea anemone)
Lineage: Eukaryota; Metazoa; Cnidaria; Anthozoa; Actiniaria; Edwardsiidae
Product: TRPL translocation defect protein 14
Exons: 14
Coding region: 210-1379 (389 amino acids)
Molecular function (GO): GTP binding; phosphatidic acid binding; phosphatidylinositol binding
Source: RefSeq, a predicted model, not a curated record
AACACUCAAAUUAUUUUCACACAGGUAGCCCAAACCAAAGUCAAAUUGAAAUACGUGGGGAGCGGGGAGGGUGUAUCUAGUCUUAGCACUUCAGCCAUUUUGUGAUGUUGUAAAGACAACUUUCGAUGGACCGGUGGUCUGAACUUUAAUUCUUUUCCUUGUUGUUUUUAUAUCGCCGGCUGAUUAUCAGGUUGUUGGAUAUUUAAAGAAUGGAAACACUUAAAAAUGGAAUAGGUCCCGGCCACAAAGUGUACAAAGUCGUACUUACUGGAGGGCCUUGUGGAGGAAAAACUACAACUCAAGCAAGAAUGUCCACAUUUUUCGAGAAUAUUGGUUGGAAGGUUUUCCGUGUUCCUGAAACAGCAACCAUUCUUUUAGGUGGUGGUGUUAAGUUUGCUGAGCUUGAUGGGGAGCAAGUGAAUAUCUUUCAAGAGAACCUACUAAAGACGAUGAUGCAACUGGAAAAAACAUACUUUGAUUUAGCUGAACGCUGCCACAAAAACUGCCUGGUUAUCUGCGACAGGGGAACAAUGGACCCCUCCGCAUACUGUGAACCAGAGCAUUGGCAGAAAAUGUUGGAUAAAAAUGGCUGGCGAACCAUGGAUCUCCGGGAAGGGCGUUAUGACCAGGUUGUUCACUUGUUGUCAUCUGCAUGCGGAGCUGAAGCUUUUUAUACUCUUGCCAACAACAAUGCCAGAUCAGAGGGUCUUCAGCUUGCAAGAGACCUGGAUAAGAAAACUCAACAGGUGUGGGUAGGGCACCCUUACUUUGACGUUAUCGAUAACACCAUGGAGUUUGAUGCCAAAGUGCAUAAGGCGAUAAGGGUUGUAUGUAACAAAAUCGGGAUUCAAGUUGGUGAUCGUUUGGCUCCUGAUAGCAUAAAGCUGAAGUUUCUUAUCAAGAAAAUGCCUUCUGAUAGGGUGUUCCCGCCAUUUGAAGACUUUGAUGUUGUGCAUAACUAUUUGUUAGUGGCCAACCCAGAAAAGGGAACCCAAGCACGCCUUAGGAAGCGAGGGCAAAAUGGGCGUUACAUGUACAUGCACACUGUACGGAGACCCAUGAUCGAUGGCCAAGUAGUGGAAGUGCGAAAAAGUCUCAACAGGCGAGACUAUGAGCUGCUUCUGAGCCAGAGGGACCCCAUGAGGCAGUCCAUGUACAAGCACCGUCGCUGUUUUAUUUGGAAAGACCAGUAUUACCAGCUAGAUGUGUACACAGAACCUUGCCCAGAGAGGUGCAAAGGUCUAAUUUUGCUGGAGACAUAUUCAACUAAAUCUACAAGAGAGCUGCAUUUGCCAGAGUUCUUGAACAUAGAGAAGGACGUCACUGACGACAAGGCAUACUCCAUGUACAACUUAUCCCUAAGGGAGAAAGAUGAUUAGCAAUCAGCGGAAAUCAACCAAGUAAUCUAGAUUUGAUAUAAAGUAUUAUAACGUUUUUCACUCACAAGACAAGUUGUACAAAUGUAUUUGGUAAUUUUUGUGAGCUCUUAGUUUUGAGUUUAUUUAUAUCACUGAGUUUUAACAGGUUAUUUUGAGGUUGUGUGAAUGUAGUCAUUUUAGGCCAGUUGUAAGAAGAACUUGCUCUAUAAGAAUGAUAUAUUUAUUGUUCUAUUUAAGCUAGCCUAGCUUGAUUUAAUAAUUUGAUAAUAAUUAUUAAUAUUAAUAUUAAUAUUAAUAUUAAUGGUAUUUUUUUCUUCAGAAUGAUUGUGUCCUUAUUUUAAUUGAGGAGAGGGAUCUUUUUUUCUCGCUUCCCCUUCCCACCUCUCCCCUUCAGCCACCCCGCCCAGAGGUGACGCUGAAAGCGACAUACGUUGAAUGUACCCAAGAGUGAUACAGACCCCACCCAUACACAUUUACUGUACACAGACCCGAUGGCCUUUAAAGGACUGCGCUAUUACUUAUAAUUAUCUGGCGAAAUUUUACGUUUCUUCAGAGAAAGGAAACUUUUACGAUCUACGUGUUUACGAUAGUUUUGUUAUCUUUCCUACCCUGUUAACCAGAGCCUCUAACUUCUAAGGUCUAUAAAUGGUUGAACGUAAAAACUCUGGUAUCUCCAUUGGGUUUACAGUUACAUACCAUUUGGUUAACAGUUAUACCACUGGGCUUACAGUUAUACAGCUAUACAAUUAUACCAUUCCAUUAAUGUAUUUUCUUCCGUUUUCGAAAUGUAGAUCAUUUAUAAGUUUUGAAUAAAAUGUAGAUCAUU